Molecule: messenger RNA, 3857 nt
Organism: Branchiostoma floridae (Florida lancelet)
Lineage: Eukaryota; Metazoa; Chordata; Leptocardii; Amphioxiformes; Branchiostomatidae
Exons: 3
Coding region: 125-3664 (1179 amino acids)
Biological process (GO): regulation of apoptotic process
Molecular function (GO): death domain binding; protease binding
Source: RefSeq, a predicted model, not a curated record
CUAGUUUUGUAUUGUAUUUCACCCUUGUAGCCAUUUUCCUGUCAUGUUUUUUUAUAGUGUAGGAUUGUCGACCUGAUCAGGCUGAACGAAGUGCGAAAGGACAGCAGUGUACUCACUAGAGAUCAUGGCUCUCUGUUGCGGAUGUCUUCCUUGCCAAAAGCAAGCUUCAAGAAGAUCUGAUAAUCCAGUCAGCAUGACAAACAUUGAUGACGCAUGCACCGCUUGGGCGCAGAAAAAGUAUGGCUCGAAGUACGACGUUGUGCACGUCGACACGAGUGACCUCAAAGUCGUAGAGGGAAACAUUAACUACAGUGAAGAGGAAAGAAAGGAGAACAAGUCGGUUAGACGCAGAAAAACGACAAUCAGAAAUAGAUUGUACCAUACCACUGCAGAACCGGAGGUCUCAGACCAAAGUACUAAAAAGUACACAUGUGUCUGGAAACAAACAACAGCAAAACAGCUGUCAGGGGGGCUAUCUGUUAGCGUGGGACUACCUGAAAAUGUAGGCUUGGGUGUCAAAGUAAGGGGGCAGUAUCGCCUAUCCGAAACGGAGACAACAACCUCGGGAACAGAAGAAACUUUAGGCCAUGUAACAAGGCUGCCGCUGCCUCCUCACUCAACAUUGCUCACAGAAAUGAUCACAACAGAGAAGGUCGUCACGGUGCCUUAUUCACUUAACUACCGCCUGCAGGGAAAUAUUGUGUUCACCUUGCAAAAGGACAAAGGAAAAAGAGAGGAGAAGUCCGUGAAUGUGGUUGAAAUCUACCAGGAAUUUGGGGGAAAGGUUGUAACGGACGCAGGUGGCGUUCUGCUUACUGCCGAAGUUGAACUGAAGGAACCAGAUCCUGACACAACAAUGAAGAUGAUACACAACGCUCUUCUGCUGAACGACAGCGCAAAGAUCGUGGAAGAGGUGAGAGACAGAUUUGCCCUUUCCAAGCUCCUGAAGGUAAUGUUUUCAAAACACGUCAUAUCAGAGGAAGAGUUGAAAACUGUAUCUGAUCAAAAGCUAUCUGUUAAAGAAAGUGUGGAUAAGCUUGUAUUAGUAUUAGAAAAUGCAGAACCCGAGAAAUUCUUAAUGUUUUUAGACAUUCUCCAGAGCGAGGGAUAUAAUGAGCUUGUAAAAGUGUUAGAUCCAAGAGGAAUAUAUCCUGACAAUGUUAAGCACAUUUCAAACUUAAGUGGGGUGGUGGAUCACUAUUUUGUCACCAAGAAAGAACGUGAGGUGAGUAACAGCCUAGAGUCAUCCAGGGGAGCCAUCCUUCAUGGCAUGCCCGGGUCAGGGAAGACACAACUGGCUAUCAAAGUGGCCGGUGAUUAUGCACGCAUGCACCCUCAUGCAGUGGUUUGGCUGCUAGAUGGAAGUUCAGAAGAGAAGCUCAAGGAUGGAAUAGAAAAGCUACAACAGAGAUUGGAUAGGGGAGCCAAUGUUAAUGACAUCAGCAUGUUUCAGAGCAAUAUCUCCCGCUGGAAACAUUGUCUCCUCAUCAUAAAUGAUCUGUCCCCAACGGUCGCAAUCCCGCAUCAAUUAAUGAGGUCCUCUGCCAAACUGAUAAUCACAACACAAGAUUCAUUUCUUUGCCACGAAGAUGUAAGGAGCAUCCCACAAGAGGGAUUCACAGAGGAUGAAGCAGUGGAGUUCCUAUCCCCCCAGAUGCCUCAGGGAACUCCCCCAGAACAUGUUAAGGAACUCGCAAACCUCUUCAGCUGUCUGCCCCUGGGGCUAGCAGCAGCCCGAGCCUCCAUCAAUACGGGUAGCAUGACAGUGGCGGAGUACAAGCGGCAGCUACGGGGUGGAAGGGCCGCGAUGGAAGCACUGAUGGACAGAGAGGACAGGUGGCUUCAGAAGUACUACAAGCCAGAACAGCAAGAUGCAGCCAGAAAUAUCUUUGCAGCCCUACAACUGGCCAUAGACAGCCUGGAUGAUCAGUGCAGUCCGGAAGCAGAGAAGACGUGCAAGGUCAUGCUGCAACAGUGUGCCUUUUUAGAGCCCAACAAAAUUCCUGUCCUGAUAUUGAAAGCUGCUUUGACAAGCAGUCCAACGAUUGGGUCCGAAGCACACUUUACGGAAAGGAUGAGGAUGUUCUCACUUGGCUCCAUCGAUGGCGAAGGAAUCAAACGUCGUUUGUCCAUCCAUGGUGUCACACAAAUGGCCCUCCGUCUCCAACUGGAAAAAGAGCAACAGACAACAACCUGCAUCAACAGGCUUCUGCAGAUACUUGUCAAGUUCUUUUCGAAGGACACACUGUAUGCUGAGAUGUAUAAAUUCAGCGUGUCUCUAAUGCCCCACGUGGAGGCAGCUCUGAAGCAUGCGGAUAAUCUAAGGGCGGUAUGCACAGAAUACCCCCUGAUGAAGGCCAGGCUGCUUAUGGUGUACGGUCAUCUGCUCAUACAGAAGGGAUCACCAGCCUUGUCUGAGGAGUGCUUGAUUGAAGCUGAGAAACUACUACUGGAGUUUGCACGCAUAGCUGGGCACAGCCUCUACAAUAACGUACAGAAUCCAGACAACGUUAUUUUCUAUACACAACGUUACCGUUACUUACAAGAGCUGUACGAAUCACUAGCUGGAGCGAGUCAGUCAUUGGACGACAACUUCUUCCAAGAAACAGUAAUAAGGCGGGUCAUCACCAAGGAGCACCUAACAGCUGUAAGUGACAAACUUGGCACAGAUGAUAGAAUCACGGUGGCACUGCAAAACAUGGUGGAGAAUUUUGAGCCUCUCACAGUGGAGAUGUAUGAGACGCUAGUUGGCACAGAUCUGGCGAUUCCUACAGAAACAUUGAAAAUGACAUUUCUUCCAGAGCUGUAUGUUACCAUCCUGUACACACUUGGGAAAGCCCUCCCCAACAAGGAUGAUGAGGACCCUCAAGGAUCUAACAGCGGUCACCUGCGGCAAGCGCUAGUCAUUAGUGCUCUCUCUACAUGCGCAAAAGUCAACAAAGCGAUGGGGGCUAUGUUUCUUGUCUAUUUCCUGGUAAUGACUGACAUACUGGGCAAUGCUUCGAUAGUGAAGUUAAGAGGGGAGCAAAACUCAUUGGACAAACAGAAACAAGAUAUGAAUCAAAUGAUAAAGGGACUGACCACAUCCCAAUGUUAUGACUUCGGGGUACUGGCAAAUUUAGGCAACAUCAUCGUGAUGAACUACUGUGCAAAUUUGAUGAAGUAUUGCACAAUAGUUGCUGAGAAUGCAGAGGAAGUUGACCUCAUCCCAAUGGGACAAAGAAUGUACGGUAAGAUGCUUGAACUGGUUGGAAUCGAGAGUAAAGCUGGUAACACACCCACGAAACUGACAGAAUACUACAUCACAGCUGGGGAGUUCAAGUUUAUGACCGAGGAACUGGAGGAGGCAGCUGAGAUGUUCCGGAAAGCCUACAGGGUGGAGCUGAAGAGGGAGGAGUACCACCCAAGUAUUGGGGACGCGCUGCUAGAUCUGAUUUACGUCCACAUCAAACAGAACGAGCUGAGGAGAGCCAGAGUGUGCACCAGACGACUUCUGCAGCUGGCACAGGACCACUGGCCAGAGAGCGUGACCGCAGCUGAAGGGGUACUCAAGGGGGUCUGUUGCAAGAUAGUUUUCCGGGCACCUAAACGGAACCAGGAAGAAGACAAAUCCAACAGCAUCAAAGUGAAUGCGGUCAAUUGUGAUAGAGUAACAACAGUUUAGAUACAAGACAAAGAUAUUUUGGAUUAUUUGAGAAGAAGGAAUCUGCUGUUGCAAAUGUUGCCCCAGGUAUGGAUGAAAACAGGGCCAACAAGGCAUCCAGAGAUUGCAAACUGCCAAUCCACCCAUAGUCACACACACACACACACACACACACACACACACACAUGCACACACACAUACACGCAUACAUACA